This is a messenger RNA of Anopheles maculipalpis, 2433 nucleotides long. Its product is annotated as mucin-19. The coding region runs from base 69 to 2432 and encodes 787 amino acids. The transcript is spliced from 6 exons. NCBI's taxonomy places the organism in Eukaryota, Metazoa, Arthropoda, Insecta, Diptera, Culicidae. The record is from RefSeq and is a predicted model, not a curated record.
CCAUCGCUGACGCGUGAGCGCAAUUGCAACUGCAUGCGAGCGUACUCGCUCGCUGCACUGCUGCCAACAUGCUCUCCUACAUGCUGCCAGUCGAGGAAAAAUCGCCAUCCGCAGCGGCUGCAACGCGUAAUCUAAGCCUUAACCUGACCACAACAACCGCCACAACAACCACAGUCGUUGGUGGAGCCGGCAGUGGUGUAGGAGGUGUGUCCGGAUCUGGUGGUGCUACGAUCGCGCGCGAGUGUAACACUGGUUCGUCUAUUGUUGGUGCCAGCACAUCGUCCAGUACCGCACAGGUGCGCUCCAUCAUCAAACCCACAAUCAAACACGGUCCCGCGAAUCAUCGCUAUCAGCUGAUCGGAUCUGGUGCUGCUGACGUAAAGCUGCACGGUGCAGUGUUGGCCGGGGAGGUCCGUCGCCCAGCCCGUGCCGCCGGACACUGGCAGGACGAGCAAGAGAUUGAGGCGGAACUGUGCGACGAAAGUACGAACCUGCUGGCCGGUGCUGGUGCUGGCGAGGACGAGGACGAGGACGUGGACGAGCGGGAGGUCGGCAUUGACGAUCGGCCACGGCGCGCCGGUGCGGUGAAGAGUGACAAAAACUUUAACAAUCUCAUUGUGGUGACGAACGGACGACACGCGAAGCCUACCAACGGGAAUCAUGCUGCACCAACGCCCAAGCUGGCUAGUGCACUAAAACCGACGAACGGUGUGACGAGCGGUGCGGGUGAUCCUGCUGGUCGUCCAGGCAGCAGCACCAGUAGCAAUAGUGGCGGUGGUGUUAGCACCAGCACUAGCGGUGGUACCUACUACAAUGGCUACAUAGCCGUCAGUGGCGACAAUGACGAUGAGCACCACCGGAUGCUGGUCAGUGCAAACAAUCUGCGGAAUACGAGUGCGGUUGAUACGCGCCAGGAGUGGACCACUGCCGGGCAAAACGAUACCGGUGACCAUCGGCUUGUCACGAGCACCGACCCACCGAGGUCAUCUUCCUCCACCUUCACGAAUAGUUCACGGAACGCCACCAACUCCACCACCACCACCACCACCAACGGCAACUGUCGCACGAUGAACAGUCUGAACGGGAACCUGAUGGGGACGGAACCACCGGUCGUUGCGCCAUUGCCGCUGGAAACGACCGAGCUGGGCGGUGGUACGGCGGACGUUUCGCUCGGCAGUGACUCGGACUCGGCAACCGGUGCCGGUGGUUCCGGGUCGGCCACAACCGGUGGCGGCAAAAAGGUGAAGCUGAACAAGCUCGGCGGCAACAAGAACGUCACACUCAAAAGAGUAUCGUUCGGCUCGUCCAAGGGUUCGAUGGUGGAGACGCUCGUGUUCGAGACGCCGACACCGCUGCCCGAGCACGCCGAGCGGGAGUUCUUUCAAUCGCCGGCAGUGCUGGCCGGUGCCGGGCACACGACCGUGUACAGUGGCAGUAGCGGCCCGCCCGGCAAUCUGGUGCAUCAUCACUAUCCGAGCACGGGACUGUCCGGGCUGCAUCAUGUGCCGCAUCACCAUGCACCGGCGCACCAUCACCAUCAUCACCAUCUACAGUACCAUCCGCAGUAUUCCGGUGGCUACCAUCCGUUGGACGGUGGUACGGGCACGGCAGGACCGCACGAUGACAGCGGUAUCGAGCUGCAGGAAGAAGUAGAGCGCUCGAAGGUUCGUGUAUCGUUCUUCCAGAGCAGCAAACCGCAAUCAAUCAGUCCGCCGGAGUCGCUACACCUGUACGGUGGGCAAAGUUUGAUUCAUUUCGGCGGCGGCGGUGGUAGUGGCAGCGGCUAUGAUAACAACAACUCACCGCUAGACACCUACAUCACCUCGGCAGCACUCAACCAGCAGUACGACUCGCUGACCAACCAUCAACAGCAGCACGCACACUUUCAUCCGGACCACCGGGAUCCCAACAUGGCGGCCGUCUACGGAGGUACCAAUGUGCCGCCGACGGUGUUUAACCGACAGAUGAGUACCGAGUCCGGCUGGGACAAUCCAUUCAGACCGGGUGGAGACCUAUCGAGGGAAGCAGAUGAAAUAGUCAAUCUGAUCAAAGGUGGCAAACCGAUCACACCUACCGGCGACCAAAGUUUAGUGAACGGAAGUACUCCUAAGGAUAGUCACAGCACCGACGACCCAGACACGACGGUUGUGGACGGUGCGGUAACAAAGCAUGAGGCCUCGCAACUGCAAGCGGCACAGCAGAAUGGCACCAAAUCGCCCCACAAAUCGCCUGGUCCGGCGACCGGUGGCGCAACCGGUUCACCGGCGCUGGCAGCGAAAAAUGGCACCACCACGACGGUGGCCGACGGCAGUACGGUGAACAGCAGCACGACACCGAUCAGCAAUCAGGUGAUACCGGGCCCACAGUCCGCUUCGCACGUCGUCAUCGACGAGAAGAAAAAGAAAAAGUGCACCUGUUGCGUUAUACAGUAAA